This is a messenger RNA of Seminavis robusta, 2977 nucleotides long. Lineage: Eukaryota; Bacillariophyta; Bacillariophyceae; Naviculales; Naviculaceae. The record is from the annotation of a GenBank genome assembly.
AUGAGAUCCGCGGAACGCAAAGUGGCGGCAGUUCUGCUUCUGGCUUCCUUAGCUGCCGUUCAUGGAUUCCUUCCUCGGUUCACUCCGUCCGGUCUCGGUGGGGCCCUUUUUGCCAAGAAGAAAAAGGACAAGAAACCCAAGGAACCACCCAAAUCUGCAGCUCCGCCACCAGGAGCCCCAAGACCGGGUGGGCCGCCUCCCUCGGGGCAAUUUGUGACUCCCGCCCUUCAAUUUGCGUACACCCAACCCCAAACACAACCCAAGCCAAAUCCCAAGGCUGCCGCUGAUGAUACCAAAACGGAAUCAGCCGAUACAGACGCCAAAGUAGAAGACGCAGAGGCCGGAAACGACAAAGAGGAUGCCAAAGCUGCUGAUGCCAAGAAACUUUCGCCAGCCGAGAAAUUCAGGUUGGAAGCUCAACGCCAGCAAGAAGCAUGGCAAAAGGCUCAACAGGAGCGUCUUCGUCGUGAGCAGGAAGCAUGGAAAAAUGCCGAAGCUCUGAGACUUGAAAAACAGCAGGCAUUCAGGGAGAAAAAUGAAAUGGAGCAAAAGAAACUCGAAGCAGACGCCCAAGAAAAGGCGGAAAUGGAGCGUACGAAACUCGAAGCGGAACGCAUCAAGAAAGAAGAAGAAGCGAGACUUCAAAAUUUUAGGGAAGCCAAGAGGAGAAUCCAGCUUCGAAAGGACAGGGAAGCUCGUGAAAAACUCGAGGCUCAGCAGGAACAGGAAACGCCACAGGCCGAGGCAGAACCUACCCAGCCUGAGAUCAUAGAGCAAGAAGAAUCCACGAAGAAACCCGAAGCCGCACCGAAGAAACCCGAAACCGCCCCAUACUUUUUCGCAGGCAACAAGGCUCAGGCUGACGCAAGCAAGAAACUGAAGUUGGAAGAAGAGUCUAAGGCUGAAGCUCAGAGACUUGAACAGGAAGAAACAGCUGCUAGGUUGCAGAAAGAAAAGGAGGAGAAGGAACAACUAGCAAAAGAAAAAGAGAUUGCUGCAGCCGCGGAAGAAGCCGAGAAACAACGAUUAGCUAAGGAACAAGAGAAGGCCGUGGAGGCUGAGCGACUACGUCUCGAAGAAGUGGCCAAGGCUGACCAAGAACGACUCAAACUCGAAGCGGAGGCAAAAGCAGAACAGGAACGGCUGCUGGAAGAAGAAGAAAAACAAAAGGCCGAACAAGAACAACUCAAACUCGAAGCCGAGGCGAAGGCCGAACAAGAACGACUCAGACAAGAAGAAGAGGCUACAGCUGAACAAGAGCGUCUCAGACUACAAGCAGAGGCUAUGGCUGAAGAAGAACGACUGAGGCUUGAAGCUGAGGCAAGAGCCGAACAAGAACGACUUGAGGCUGAGGCAAGAGCUGAACAAGAAAGGCUUGCCGAACAAGAACGACAAAGACUGGAAGCCGAGGCAAGAGCUGAACAAGAAAGGCUUGCCCAACAAGAACAACUUAGGCUUGAAACUGAGGCAAGAGCUGAACAGGAAAGGCUCGCUGAAGAAGAACGGCAGAGGCUUGAAGCUGAGGCAAGAGCUGAACAAGAACGUCUUGAGGCCGAGGCAAGAGCUGAACAAGAACAACUGAGACUUGAAGCUGAGGCAAGAGACAAGAACGUGGAGGCAAGAAGAGCAAGAACGGCUUGUGCUGAGGCAAGAGCUGAACAAGAACGGCUGAGACUGGAGGCUGAGACAGCUGAACAAGAAAGACUUGUGGCUGAAGCAAGAGCUGAACAAGAACGACUGAGGCAGGAGGCUGAGGCAAGAGCUGAACAAGAACGGCUUGCUGAAGAAGAGCGACUGAGACUUGAGGCUGAGGCAAGCGCUGAGCAAGAACGACUUGUGGCUGAGGCAAGAGGAGAACAAGAACGGCUUGCUGAAGAAGAACGACUGAGACUCGAUGCUGAGGCAAGAGAACAAGAACGACUUGUGGCUGAAGCAAGAGCUGAACAAGAACAACUGAGACUGGAGGCUGAGGCAGCUGAACAAGAACGAAUUGUGGCUGAAGCAAGAGCUGAACAAGAACGACUAAGACUGGAGGCCGAGGCAGCUGAACAAGAACGGCUUGUGGCUGAGGCAAGAGCGGAACAAGAACAACUGAGACGGGAGGCUGAUGCAAGAGAAGAAGAACGGCUUGUGACUAAGGCAAAAGCUAAACAAGAGCGACUGAGGCUGGAGGCUGAGGCGUUGGAAGAGGAGUUAAGGGCAGCAGCUGAAGCCGAACGACAGCGGUUGGAAUUUGUUGCAAAGGCUGUGGAGGAAAGAUUGCAGCAAGAGGAAAAGGAUGCACAAGAUCCUGAAGAUGCUGAAAGAUUGGAAUUUGUGGCGCAGGCUGUUGAGGAAAGACUGCAACGAGAACAGGCAAUGCAGGAAGCUAAACUGGCGGAAGAAAUGUCGCCAGUGCAACCCGCAAGACCAUUUUCUGAUGCGUUUUCCCAAAACUCGGCCCACCAAAAAGUCUCAUUCACUGGCUCUUCUCUGACUGCUACAGGUGGUCCUCCAAGUGCAGCUUCAAGGGUACAACCACCUCUCCAACCGGAGCCGCAGCAGAUGGCGUCACCCGCUGCACCCGUGCAACCAGGGGUGCCUUUUCUGAAUGAUCCCCUUGGUGGUGGCCGAGACACAGCCGCAUUCUUUGACCGCUACAACCAGGCAUACUUGACGCAGAAAGCGCAAGGCAACCAAAUGCAACAGGAGCAGGUGGAGCCGCCAGCGGAUGGGGUUAGUGAGGAUGGAGGAGCGAUUAGUGACUACAAGGCUUUCUAGUGUGAUGAAAUUGCAGAAUCCGACGACAAUGUCAGUCAACCUGGCGAGAAUCGCAAUGUCAACACCUAAGGAUAUUUCUUUGAUCGUGAGUUGGCUGAUUCCUUGUCUAAGGAUGAAACGAGACCAUGUUGUGGAACCUACAAAAGUGUAGUCUACGCAAACUGGUCCAGCUAGCUAGCGCUGUUGAAUACAUUUAUUAGAGUUUCUUAUUGCAUUG